Messenger RNA from Plasmodium berghei ANKA, 1827 nucleotides. RefSeq names its product BIR protein. The coding region runs from base 1 to 1827 and encodes 608 amino acids. The record is from RefSeq and is a predicted model, not a curated record. Lineage: Eukaryota; Apicomplexa; Aconoidasida; Haemosporida; Plasmodiidae. The transcript is spliced from 3 exons.
AUGGGCGAGCAAAGAAUGUGUGAGUUAUUUCUUGAAGCUGAUAAUUUUUUUAAUGGUAAACAUGUCAUGCUGAAUAAAAUUAACAAAUCCCCAGCAUACAAACAAUAUUGCCCUAAUAGAAGAGAAUGUUCAAGUAACAGGGCAGGUAUUGGCGCUUUGAGUACGCAUUUAUUUAUCGAUUUAUACAAUCUUGGAGGCAUCAAUUUUGAAUAUUUUAUGAUGUGGCUAGCUCAUAAAUUAUUUAAGAUAGUCAAAGACAAAGAGAAUGCCAAUGAAAUGACUUUAAGUUCGGCUUAUGACGAAUAUUUAAAGAACAAUAUGGGUAAUUUUAUAUUUUGGAAUCUUUUAUAUAAUCAAAGAGAUUUGCAUGAUGCUAAUCUUAGGUAUAUGAAUGAAUUGUAUACGUUACUUAAUUAUAUAUGUAAUACAAUUGCAUAUUAUAAAACAAAUAAAGAAAAACCUGGGAAUCUUCGUCAGAAUUCUGUAAAUUGUCUUAAUCAAUAUAGAAGCCUUUACAAUACUUUCUAUGGAAAUGAUUUAUAUCUGAAUCUAUUGGAAAAAUUAAAAAAAAUAUAUGAAGACUUUAGAGAUUAUGCUAUUAAGAGUAAUACUGAUAAAAAAUAUAAUAUAAAAAGUCAUCUUCUAGAACUUACACCAAUAAAUAAAAAAUAUUCACAUUCUACGAACAAUUUUAAAACAUUUGAUUCCAAUGGUCCAGAGCGUAUACCAAAAAAUAAAGAUAAUGUCCAAAGUGUUCAAGAUAAAGCAGUAAAAGAUACAACAACCACACAAAAGAGUAAAACUAAAGGGAUGGAUCAAAGUAGUCAAAAGAGUACCACUAAAAAUAUAGAUGACAAUUUAAAAGUUUCAGAGCCUGUGUCUCAACAGGAGAAAGGCAUUCAAUUCCCAAAAACUGAAGAUUCUUCAUUAAAAGAUGUGUCAAAAGCCUUAAAGCUUGUUAGCAAUGUUUCAGAUAGUCAAAAAACUCCAAAUGGCCAAGACAGUCCAACCAAUGAGUCAGAAACUAAUAAAGAUAGAAUAGAUAUAUCCCCAAACCCAAAAGGCAUUCACGAUGUUUUUGAUUUAUCAACUUUAAAAGAAUAUAGAGAUUUAGUUAAACAGUAUAUUAAAAAAUACAAAGAACAUGUUACUAGUUCAUAUAUUGGUAUUCAAAACCAUUUAUACGAGAAUAUAUGGCCUACUUUAUAUGAAACUUAUAAUACUUAUGCAGAUUAUUAUAAAAAUUUUGAUAUAAUGAAAUAUCUUAAAGAAGGAAUCCAAGCAAUUGAACCACAAAAAACUGAAAUAUUAAAGGACAUUCCACCAAGUAAAGAGAAUGAACUCGAAAUUAUAUCUCCUUUACCAGAUAGCAAAACACCAUAUGUCGAAAAAUCAGAACCAAAAGACACCCAAACACAAAUAUCAGAUGGUCAAGGAAAUGAGCAUUCGCAAGUGUUACUUUCUACACAAGAAACUGAUUCAACAAAUAGUGAACAAGAACAAAUUUCAGAUAAUUCCUCUAAGGAACAACCCCAAUCAUCAGGUGGUUUUACCAAUAUAAUGCCUCGUUUAGAAAUUGAAGCAAGAACCAUUAAAGCCGAUGUACAAAAUAACAUAUCUGAAAUAGGAUAUCUAGGAAAUGUAUUUAAAGAAUACAAAUUAGUUGUAUAUUCAGUUAUAGUUAUAGCAACAUUUGCUAUUUUAACAGUUAUGUAUAAGUAUUUAUCAUUUGGGUGGAGUAAACAAUUGAAGAAAAAAAAAAAUAUGGAAAAGAUUAAAAAAUUGUGUAAUGAAAAUGAUAUCGGGAGGAAGCUGCAAAUAUAUUAA